Colletotrichum costaricense is the source of this 2826-nucleotide messenger RNA. RefSeq names its product response regulator receiver domain-containing protein. Gene Ontology annotation, molecular function: protein kinase activator activity; phosphorelay response regulator activity. The transcript has 2 exons. Lineage: Eukaryota; Fungi; Ascomycota; Sordariomycetes; Glomerellales; Glomerellaceae. The coding region runs from base 1 to 2826 and encodes 941 amino acids. Gene Ontology annotation, biological process: osmosensory signaling via phosphorelay pathway. The record is from RefSeq and is a predicted model, not a curated record.
AUGGGUACUGCUGGGGAUAUCAGAGCUCGUCUCCGGGCAAAGUUCUCACGGAGGAAUUCGGCUGCCCCAUCUCUAGCUUCCAACAAGAGCACCGGCGAUGCUCACAACUCCCAGGCAACUGAUGGGACGAGUCUCACACGGCAAUCCUCGGCCGUUGCAUCCGCUUCGGCUCCAAGGUCCAGAGCAAGCUCCCACCACCCGCCUCACACGCCAAUCUCGCCCUUGCCCUCGCGCUCGCCGACUCCACACGAGCCACACCAUCACCUUCAGACACAGCCACAGUCCACCACACUACAACCCCCCGGCAGCAGCCAUGGCGACCACUUGCUGCAGCCGAAAUUGAAGGCAAUUACGGCUGAGGGUUCCGCUGCUGGGGCUGCAGAGGGUGAAGCCGACAGUGAGGAAGGGCAGCUCCCGCCACAGUCGUCGUCCUCAAGCAAGUCCCAUCUAUUGGACCACCAACAAAAACAACGCCACGAGCCCCAAAUCAAUCACGACAGUCAUGGUGAUGAAGAAAAUAACUUUCAUGAUGCACCUCUCAGCAGCGACGAGGUUUUAGUAAGGGAAGAGAAUCCCAUAGUCACAGCUACUACGGGUACCAACAACGAUCAAAGACCCGCAAGCAGCGCCAGCGCCAGCGCCAGCGCCAGCAACAAGGUCAGAGACAACUCGACCGGGACUGGGGACGAUCAGGACGCUCAUAAGCCACACCCCGACCUCGACCUCGACCGUGACUCGCUGGCCCCAAUGCCGCCCGCCGCGUCUCAAGGACGCUUAGCUAGCGAACUGACUGCCAGCAACGAUCUACGCCCAGCCGCAACAACCACAACCGCAACCACAACCACUCCCCCUACCGCAGCUCCCACUACCCUCAACAACCUCCCAAGCAUCCACGAGGACCAAACCCCACCCGGAUUUGACGACCCAAAACAGAGACUUCAUCUAUCGCAGUCGGAUCACUCGCACCAGCCACUACCGCCAAAAUUUGGCGCAGCUCCCACCGUUACCCUUCAGGCGGUCUCUGCCGAGGACCUCAACGACGAUCAACACGAUCCCCUCAGCCAUGCCCUCGGCACCCCGACGCCUCUCGCAACCGCCAUCCUACCGAGUUCGCCCUUGUCCUCCCGCCCAGAGGCGCCUCCCCGACGACAAAGUCUUAUACCUAAUCGUCAAACCACUCUGAUUCGAAAUCUGCUCGAAGGACGUGUCGAAAACGAAGCUAGGCCAGCCAGCGCCGAUUCUUUGCUCCCCAACAUCGCAAACAUGGUCACCCGCAAGGUCUGGGUUAGGCGCCCCGGUGCUUCUGCCACACUCAUCACUGUCAACGAGGACGACCUGGUCGAUGACGUGCGCGACAUGAUUUUACGAAAGUACGCCAACUCGUUGGGCAGGCAUUUCGAUUCCCCCGAUCUCACACUACGGAUAUGCCCGCGAGAGCAGAGACAAGAUCGUAUGCUUGGCCCCGAGGAGCCCGUGGGCCGUACACUCGAUGCAUACUUCCCUGGUGGUCAGAAUGUCGAAGAGGCUCUGGUGAUUGAUAUCCCAGCCCGGCGCACACCGAGGCCAUCACCGCGCGCCCCAACUCAUGCUACAACAAUUUACUACAACGACGAAGGCCGGCCCUCCGAAGCUGGCGAGGGAUAUUUCCCUCCGGUUGCAAAUGCGGCUGCUCUGCCGUCACCAAAUCUACCAGUGCCGGUUGUAGCUCCUGUUACCGUCCCUGCAACACAUCCCGCGCAUCCUGCCCAUCCAGUUCAUCCAGCGCAUGCCCUCACUGCGCAUACUCAACACUCGAUCGCAAUUCUCGGUACAGGCCAAGUACCGCCAAUACCCUCGCCGGGAGGCACGAGGUCUCGUGCUUACAGGGAACGCCCAGAACGCCCUCGUCUUGGGAGAACCCAUACCUCCUCACCUACGAUACUGAACCAAGUCAAUGCACAAUCCAUGGCGGCCGCAGCUGCUGCUGCCGCACAUCCCACCCACUCAUUCCACCCACGCCUACCGCCUUCUCGGACGCAGUCGAACACUUCGGAGCAAUCCAACGCCCAACCGGCUGCUCCACCGCUUCCGACACCGCCCGCUCCGGAAGUACAGCCUGCGAGAGUUGCGACUCCCCCGCCCAGGAUUGCUUCUCCUAGGCCAGCAAGUUCUCGGCCUAAAAAGAAGAAAACGGUAGAUCAUCCAACUCUGCCCGCUGGCAUAUUGAAUGGCGGUGUGCCGCCUAUCAACGUGUUGAUCGUAGAGGACAACCCGAUCAACCUCAAGCUGCUUGAGGCUUUCGUCAAGCGUCUGAAGGUUAGGUGGAAAACGGCGGUCAAUGGCCGAGAUGCCGUCACCAUGUGGAGGACCGGAGGUUUCCAUCUUGUUCUGAUGGACAUUCAACUGCCCAUCAUGAGCGGAUUGGAAGCCACUCGGGAGAUCCGCAGAUUGGAGAGAGUCAACUCGAUUGGUGUCUUCUCUUCGUCGGCAGGUAGCGCACCUGAAGCCCCGAAUGGCGAGCCCGAGGAGAAGGACAAGUUGACCAAUAUGGAGCUCUUCAAAAGUCCGGUGAUUAUCGUGGCCCUUACUGCCAGCUCCCUCCAAAGCGACAGACACGAGGCCUUGGCGGCUGGCUGCAACGAUUUCCUUACGAAGCCCGUGAACUUCGUUUGGCUAGAGAGGAAGGUCAUGGAAUGGGGUUGCAUGCAGGCACUCAUUGAUUUUGAUGGCUGGAGGAGAUGGAAAGACUUUUCUCAGCAGAAUGACGAGGCUGAAGCCAAGAAAUCGGCCGCAUUGAAGACGAAAGCAAAGAAGAAUCGAUUGUCGAUGACUUCGGUGCCAGCAUAG